UUCCCGGCACGUCCAGCCUGCUCGCGUUAUCGCGCCACCGAUUCACGCGAUACGAGGGGGACACAUUUGUAACCGCACGGCAGUCCAGGAUUGGUGGACGGUGCCGGGCGGUGGUGGCAGACGGCUCGUGAUUGUCGGAGCAGGGCAAAACGGGCGCGGCCGAGGGCGCUCGAAGUGGGGGAUGUUUGAACAAGAUCGGGAGACUCAAGAGUAGCGGAGUACACUCGCUAACCGGCCUCCAUCCACACGGCACACAGAGAGACAGAGAGACCUGACUGGUGAAUGAGGGAGAGUGGAGGUGAGGUGGCUCAAACAGGCCCCGCUCAAACAACCACGAUCGUUGCUCUUGUGUGUUCAGCCUGUGCUGGCCGCGCGACCAGCCAGCCGCGUCGUCGAAUCCGCCCGCGUACUAGUCGCGUCGCGUUGUUGAAAGAACCUGACCGUCGCGGAUCAGCUUUUGUGCGGGGACGUAACAGUGAUCGAGUGAUCCACCUUCGAGGAACAGGAUUGUGAUAGGGAUUCAGUGCGCGGCUGUGUACGAAGGAACGACUCUUGUUUGGAAAAAAGGAAAAGUGAAGUUUGAACGGUGAAUUUUUGCUCGGGGUAAAUUAGCCUGAAGAACGAUCUCGAAGAGUGCGGUGAAGGACGAGUGCGAGGAACGCGAUAGGAUUCCCGUCCACGGGGAGAAGAUUAAGGGAGCAUCGCAUUACCAGCAGCCCUGGUACCGCGGCUUUCAUGAUUCCCGUUUGACGAGCAGACAGCAGCCCGCCACCCCGGCACCGGUGAGCUCUAUGACCAUGCUCCAGUCGCAGAAGCUGUACAGCGACGCUGGUAGCCUAGGCGGCGCGAUGACCAGCGCCACGAUGUCCACGAUGGGCAGCAUGGCGCCGACGUACAGCUCGAUCAACACGAUGGGCUGCGUGUCGAUGGGCAUGUCGAUGGGCGUCGGAGUCGGGCCUAGUUGUAGUCCCCAAAGUGCCGGUGGUUUUAACAUGAGCACCAUGAGUUCGGCUGUGGGGAUGGCGUCGAUGGGCGGCGGUGGCAUGGGAACUUACGGGAGCGCUUCCAUGGGCGGCGGUAGUGCUUGCAUGAGUGCCGUCGGAUACGGUCCACUGACUACAGUCGGCAGCGCCGGCGUUACUCGGGAUCCCCUGUCCUUGGCGGAGCCCGAGUCGCCUAAUUCCGCGUUGCAACGCGCGAGAACGGACAAGCCGUACCGCAGAAGUUACACGCACGCGAAACCGCCGUACUCUUACAUAAGCCUGAUCACCAUGGCCAUACAGAACGCGCCGACCAAGAUGCUGACGCUGUCCGAGAUCUAUCAAUUCAUCAUGGAUCUGUUCCCGUUCUAUCGGCAGAACCAGCAACGCUGGCAGAAUUCCAUCAGGCACUCUCUUAGUUUCAACGACUGUUUCGUGAAAGUGCCCAGGACGCCCGACAAGCCCGGCAAGGGCUCCUUCUGGACGCUGCAUCCCGAGAGCGGCAACAUGUUCGAGAACGGGUGCUACCUGCGCCGCCAGAAGAGGUUCAAGGACGAGAAGAAGGAGCUCACCAGGCAGAACAACAAGCACCAACAACACCAGCAACACCACGGUGGACCGGCCGCGGCGGGAGCUGCGGCCGCGAUCGCCGCCGGACACAACAGUCCCAGCUCCCACGACCUGACCCACGCAGGUAAGAAAACCCCGUCGUCGCUGCACCACGGACCCCAACAGCAGGACGACAAGGACCUCCAUUCUUUGGUGUCCUCGCACCACCAUCACCACGUGUCCAGUCUGCAUCAGCACCACGCGGCUCUCAAGAGCGACGGAACCGACAUAGGUGGUCUCUUAGGACCCGAUCUGGGCGCAGCUCACGACGAGCUCACCGCCAUGGUUAGUCGAAGUCUUCAUCCUCAUCUGAUCUCCGACCCAGCGGCCCUGCAUCACGGGAUGACCGGGAGCCUGAAGCAGGAGCCUCCGUACACGGCGGCCAGUCACCCGUUCAGCAUCACCAGGCUACUUCCUGGUGCCACGGCGGGUACGUCGCCCGGUGCCCAAGACACCAAACCCCCCGAGAUGAAGAUGUACGAACAGUUGCACCAGAGUUACGCGAAUUUCGGCUCCCCGCAUCAUCCUCACGCGCAUUCAGCACCGCCCAGCCAUCACCAUCACAACGGGAUGCAUACGGGCUCGAACGCCGGCGGUCCCAUGCACAACAUGACCAACCACCAUCACCAGGAGUAUUACCAGAGUCCGCUGUAUCAUCACGCGACCAGUGUGGCGAGUAGCAGCGCGCCACCACCGCCCUCCGUCGCCACGGCUGCCCCAGGUUUGUGACACCACGCUGCGCACCCCUACGCCCUAGCCUGA
This is a messenger RNA of Megachile rotundata (alfalfa leafcutting bee), 2351 nucleotides long. Its product is annotated as silk gland factor 1. Gene Ontology annotation, biological process: anatomical structure morphogenesis; regulation of transcription by RNA polymerase II; cell differentiation. Gene Ontology annotation, molecular function: DNA-binding transcription factor activity, RNA polymerase II-specific; protein domain specific binding; transcription factor binding. Lineage: Eukaryota; Metazoa; Arthropoda; Insecta; Hymenoptera; Megachilidae. The record is from RefSeq and is a predicted model, not a curated record.